GUGUAGUUUUACAAAUGUUUUUAAAAUUAGUCAGUUUUAUUUUAGUUUUGAUCACUCCUCAAGUGGAAAACAGGCCGGAACUAACUUGCGACAGCUUGAAACACCAGCCAUUCCAUGAAGGCAACUUGGGGCAGACGGGAAUGCUUGCCUGGCUCGGAGUCAUCCGAGCGCAUCUUCAUAUUGGCAGCAGAACUCACAUAGCAGUCACCGGAGCAGUAUUAAUAAAACCAAGACACGCUAUAGCAAAUGCUGAUGACAUGUCUAAAAUACGGAAACAAGGAGACAGCAAAGCCAUGUUCAUCUCCCAAGACAGAGGCACCUGGACAUGCAAGCUGGGUGAUGUGUCUUUACAUCCCGAGUACGAUUUCGCGACCUACAACACAAUCGCCUUAGUAGAAUUAGAUAUGGAGUCACUCACCAACAAUGCGCCCAUGCUUCCUGUCUGUAUGCCUAAAUACAUGUAUAAUGCCUCUAAUCAACUGUACGCCAUUGGAUUUACUGAUGAAAAUAAAUUACUGGAAAAAAUAGCAUACACAGUUGAAUAUGUUGAAAAAGCCCUUUGCGACGAGUUUUACGACAGAGCUGGCCACGCGAAGGGUAUGUAUACUCCGCAAUUGUACAAUUGUGCGUUCGCCGUGAACAGCAAGAAACACUGCGAUUGGGAGAACGGGAUGGCAUUAGUUUCUAAUGCGUCGGGUCAAUGGGUGCUGGUUGGAUUCGGCGUCCAAGGCCCCGGCUGCUCCGCCCCAGCCCGCUUCAUCGACGUGUACCCCUACAUGCACUGGAUAAACUCCGCCUCCAACAUCGAGGACUUCGACGCCGAUUACCCCUUCAAGGUCAAAGUCAGAAGAUCCGACGCUUUAUCCCUCGAAAACAUGACAGACGUUAUAGAGAAUAACUAUUUAAAAAAAAUCCGUAAACCACUUAAUAUUACUUUUCGGGAGUUUCUUAAGCAGAAAGGAAUUGUGCCAAGACUUUGGGGUGCACAGAAACAGGAUAAUAUCACAUCAGAAAAGUUUGAUAAUUCAAGCUAUGUAAAAAUAGAGGCAUAAUUAUUGCUGUUUUUUUUUUGGUAAAUUUGAUUCUGUAUACAA
Cydia amplana is the source of this 1094-nucleotide messenger RNA. RefSeq lists its product as uncharacterized. The transcript is spliced from 8 exons. Lineage: Eukaryota; Metazoa; Arthropoda; Insecta; Lepidoptera; Tortricidae. Gene Ontology annotation, biological process: proteolysis. The record is from RefSeq and is a predicted model, not a curated record. Gene Ontology annotation, molecular function: serine-type endopeptidase activity. Bases 15 to 1052 code for a protein of 345 amino acids.